ACGUUUCUUUCGCUGCCACUAGGUUCUUCCCGAACCUCGUGCCUUUGUCGUCAAACUGGCGCAAUCUUUACGACCGCAAUUUUGUCCUUGUGAGAGUUUGGAAGAGCAGAGCAAAAAGACGGCACGCCGUGUCUACAAGCAAUUUUGGAGGGGCGUAAUGAUAUCCCGGAAACCCGAACCCACAGCAUUGUCGAUACGAACCAACUCGACCAUCUCGUCUCCUGCGUCGUCUCUCGACGAGUUCGACGGCGAGGAACUCAAGAUGGCCCUCUCAGACUGCCAGAAGGCACCAUUGACCGUCUCGAUACCGAAGAAUAUCCCCAGCCCUCACAGCCGGAAACCCAACCUGGCCGAGAUCCUCGCUAACAAUGCACCACCACCAUACACAUUAUCCUCCUUCAUGGCCUUCCUGUCGCAGAACCACUGUCUGGAGAACUUAGAGUUCACCAUGGACGCAUCGAGGUACCGCAAGCAUUACUCCAAGAUGGUCAACCGUCACCCUGGGACACCCAUCUCUCCGCUGUCAGACGAGUGUGCAUACGUUCUCAUGCUUUGGCGCCGCUUAAUAGACGCCUAUAUCCGAGAGUCUGGCCCUCGUGAGGUCAACCUUCCUGCUGAGGUCCGCGAUAACCUUCUGGCUCUGUCCGAGUCCUACGUGCCACCCCACCCAUCCACCCUAGACGAGGCUGUCGCCAAGAUCUACGAGCUCAUGGAGGAGGGUGUGCUUCUGUCAUUCCUGAACUCUGUCAGCCCUCAGAGUGCACACCCCAGCAUCAUGAGCCAUGAGAGCUACAACGCUAGCAUCACACGGUCUUCGACACGCAGCUACGACGAGCGCAGCACGAUCUCUCACAAGUCGUCGCACGUCCCUGCUCAUCAGCGUGCAUCGGCACCCUCGUCGCUGACUGCUGGCUUCAUGCACUCCCGUCCGUUCUCUCACUCCCGCUUCCACUCUCAGCCCACUUCAUCUAGCUCUGCCGCUACUCGCGUUACAUCUGGUUACACCAGUGGCAGCGAUGCAAUGACCGAUGACACAGGCAGUGCAAGCCCAUCGAUGAGCGAUCCUCUUACUCCUCCAGGAACGCCGCCCAUGAGCGACUAUCCAAUGGUCGACUCCGCCCACAUCUACUACGAGAACGGAUCCGCCAGCGGCACUCCCAGCCCCCGCACAAGCCGUGGGGAGCACAACGGUAUCGGUGCUGCCACUAGGGACAGCUGGAAGCGCGUCAGCAGCAAGCUCUGGCCCAAGAAGAAGAGCGGUGGCCAGCUGCGAGAAGACGAGCACGCCGUUGUCGACUCACCCGGAGGCUUCAUCUAAAUCGGCACCUCAAGAACUCCUGCUGAGGGUGCGAACACUUUACCAAAUUUUCUACAUUGAAAAGCGAUCACGGUUACGAACAUGCGAUUUCAGCGACCUGCAUACAAACAGCAUUUGGGCUGCAUAUACUUGGCGUUUCGAUUAG
Messenger RNA from Macroventuria anomochaeta, 1463 nucleotides. RefSeq names its product regulator of G protein signaling superfamily. The record is from RefSeq and is a predicted model, not a curated record. Lineage: Eukaryota; Fungi; Ascomycota; Dothideomycetes; Pleosporales; Didymellaceae. The transcript has 2 exons. The coding region runs from base 158 to 1318 and encodes 386 amino acids.